GGUGUGUUGACUUUACUAUUUUUGUAAGUGUAGUGUAAAAUAGCUGAAAUAAUCGUGAAGAGAGCAACAGCUUUUUGAGGAAUUUAAUCUAAAUAUGAGCAGUUUGAUAGAUUAGAUCUAUAAGUGCAUGGCAUAAAGGUGUCUAUAUUAAUACAUUAUAGUUAUUAGUUGUGAUAUAUGCUAUAACAUUAAGAAAUAACCUCAACUGAAUACAAACAUUCCUUCAACUAAGAGGUUAGAAAUUACUCUAAUUAUAAUGGCUUUACAUUCUGGAGUAAAAGGAAAACUGAUAGCAGUUAUUGGUGAUGAAGAUACUUGUGUUGGUUUUUUGCUUGGUGGACUUGGGGAAAUUAACAAAAACAGACAUCCCAAUUUCAUGGUAACUAAUAAAAACACCAGUGUCAUUGAAAUUGAAGAAACAUUCAAGCGAUUCAUUAAAAGAGAUGACAUAGAUAUAAUUCUGAUUAACCAAAAUGUGGCCGAGUUAAUUCGUCACACUAUUGAUGAAUAUGUGCAACCCAUUCCAGCUGUUUUGGAAAUUCCCUCCAAAGAUCAUCCUUAUGAUGCUAGCAAAGACUCUAUCCUGCGCAGAGCUAAGGGAAUGUUCAAUCCAGAAGAUUUACAGCACUAAAACCUGUCUAAUUGACUGUCGUAAUAUAAAUAAAACUAAAGCUAUAAAGUCUAAAUUAAGUUUUGUUUAUUUUGAAUUAUGCUUAGAAUUAAAAUUGAGAAGUCCAGGAAAUUCAAAUAAAAAGUUAUAGUAAGCAAGAGCAGAGUAUGAAAAGUGAAUCCAGUUUUUAUAUUGCCAAUUACAAUUAUUCAUAUACCCUAUCGGAUAACAGAACUAUCAAUCAAUAUCAACAUAUUGAAAAAAUUAAAUAAAAGUUAUAUGUUUAAAAUAAAAUGGAUUUAUUAGAUACUUACAAUAACAAUCUCAUAAAUAAUUGAGAAAUUGGUCAUAAUCAUAAAUCAAACGAUACAGAAAAGUUAAUAACAUAUCCUUGGAAAAUAAUAAAAAUCUUAAGGAGUUUUAAUAAGCUUCCUACAUUUGUUAGGCUAUUCAAUAACGAUUCAGUAUAUAAUCAAACUUCGACAUUAUAUAAUAAUUGUAUGCAAUAAGAAUUAUAAUACAUUAACAACUCAAAUAAUCCAUUAAAAUAUUCAAUAACAAAUUUAAAAAUAACAUUACAAAAUAACAAAACGAACUAUGGCCUGGAUGUACACAUCAGAAAAACGUUACAAUAUUUAUAGUUUGCCUGGAUAACAGUGAGCUACCGCUUUUGUAAAAAGGAGGAAAGGAUUCUCCACAUAAGGAGAAACUAAACCCAAAUGUAUAUCUAAAAAUAUCUCACAAAUUCUUUGUAUUGAUUGCCAUUUUCAAAAUCUAAAAUAAAAUGUGUUAGGCUACUUCUAGAUGUUUAUGGUUUACAUUACAAAUUAGUGUAACUAAGUUUAAUAAGUUGAAAUCAUAUUUUAAGUUAAAUAAAUUGUAAUAUGAAAUUUUUAAUUGGAUAAAAACAACCAAAUAAUUCGAUGUAUAAAUCAACCAAAUAAUGAGUGAAGGCCGCUUAUUGAAGUCUAUCCAAAAUCUUAUUUAAAUAAUAGAGAAGCCAUAACAACAUAACAAACACAUUGAAACCAACCAAACACAGUUAAUCAUCUUGAAUGCUGUUUCGCUUAGUUUUAUAAAGUUUACAUAUCUUAAUUAGAAAAUGUCAUUUUUACAUAAAAUAUAUGCUUUAAAACUAAAUGGGUUUGGUGCAAAUUUAAGUUAAUUAAUUGUUCCAAGUUUAUUGAUCAGUAUCUGCUGAUUUAUAUAUUAAUUACAUAAUUACAAUAUUACUCAAUUACAGCUCUGGUUCUAAUUAAGUAAUAUUGUUUAUUAAUAUUGAUCUAAAAAACUGGCUCCGCUUAAUCAUACUCUACCCGUAAGCAAGUUUAACUGAUAUUGUUUUAUACUACCUUACACUUAAUAUUAUAAUUUAGGCUAGUAAACUCUGAAUUAUAGGCCAGCCUAUAACUUGUCUCAGAUGGAUUAGCAAGCAAGCUACAUAUAAAAAAAAAUCAUUAAACCUGAGGUGAUAAUGAUAAUAGAUUAUUAUUAUGAAUGGUCUGUAUAAAAUAUUAAUAAAGGGCUUAAAAAUA
Molecule: messenger RNA, 2145 nt
Organism: Homalodisca vitripennis (glassy-winged sharpshooter)
Lineage: Eukaryota; Metazoa; Arthropoda; Insecta; Hemiptera; Cicadellidae
Product: V-type proton ATPase subunit F-like
Exons: 1
Coding region: 257-631 (124 amino acids)
Biological process (GO): proton transmembrane transport
Cellular component (GO): proton-transporting V-type ATPase, V1 domain; membrane
Molecular function (GO): proton-transporting ATPase activity, rotational mechanism
Source: RefSeq, a predicted model, not a curated record